Messenger RNA from Callithrix jacchus (white-tufted-ear marmoset), 1450 nucleotides. RefSeq names its product mitochondria localized glutamic acid rich protein (gene MGARP). Gene Ontology annotation, biological process: anterograde axonal transport. NCBI's taxonomy places the organism in Eukaryota, Metazoa, Chordata, Mammalia, Primates, Cebidae. Gene Ontology annotation, cellular component: mitochondrial outer membrane; mitochondrion. The record is from RefSeq and is a predicted model, not a curated record.
CAGCCUACUGUGAGGAGUUAUAUUCAGUGGUCCACAAUGAGUCAGGCAGGCAACGGCGACUUCUAGGUCCCCCAUCCCUUUUCUGAGAGACUUCAGGGAAAGCAACAGAGUUGGAGAUGGGUGUGGGGAGGAUGGUGAGGACUACAAAGGUCUCCCCACCUCCCGGGGACCGCCGGGGCGGGGCUGGAUGAAGGUCGACGUGCCUCCUCCGGGCGGGGCGCUGCCAUGCUCUCAGCCUCUCUGUGGAAGGGCAGCCUGCGCCUGGGUACCGAGGCUGCUGCGCCGCAGACGGCGGGCGCGAUGUAUCUCCGCAGGGCGGUCUCCAAGACCCUGGCGCUGCCGCUGAGGGCGCCCCCCAACCCCGCGCCGCUCGGGAAGGACGCAUCUCUGCGCCGGAUGUCAUCUAUCAGAUUCCCUGGAUCAUCUGGAUCAAAUAUGAUUUAUUAUCUGGUUGUAGGCGUCACAGUCAGUGCUGGUGGAUAUUAUGCUUACAAGACAAUCACAUCAGACCCAGCUAAACACACGGAACAGACAACAAAUUUGAAAGAAAAAACAAAAGCGGAGAUACGUCCAUUUCAAGGUGAAAAGGAGAAUGUUGCAGAAACUGAGAAUGCAAGUUCAGAAGCCCCAGAAGUACUUGUAGUGGAAGCUGACGUGGUGGAUGCUGAAGAAAGUCCAAGUGCUACAGCUGCAGUCAUACAAGAAACAUCUGCCUGUCCAGGUCACGUGGAGGCUGCUCCGGAGACCACAGCAGUCAGUGCUGAAACUGGGCCAGAGGUCACAGAUGCAGCGGUGGAGGGGGAAACCGCAGAAGUCAACCCUGAAACAACCCUCGAGGUUACAAAUGCAGCUCUGGAUGAAGCCGUCACCAUCGAUGAUGAUAAAGAUACAACAGAGAAACGAAGCUCUGAUGAAUAUGCUGAACUAGAAGAAGAAAAUUCUCCAGCUGAGUCAGAGUCCUCUGCUGGAGAUGAUUUACAGGAGGAAGCCAGUGUUGGCUCCGAGGCUGCGUCAGUUCAAGGCUGAUCUGCUGGUAGACGUUUCAGCAGCAAAUGCCAUAGAGUGUCUGAUAAGUGCUUCUGUGUUUUUAGUACACUUAGUUUAAAAAAAGAAAGACUUAUUUUCUAGAAAACGUUAAUGUGUCUUGAAGAUUUUUGGCAUCCACUGAUAGAUUUUAGGAUUAAGAGACUUGAGAUUGUACAUUUCUUAUUACUCUUCUACUGUCUGAGAUUGGCAUUGCAGUAAAGAGCUUGAAUAGUUUCACCUUUGGCUUUUCUUUCUAUACAUUUUUCUUUUAUCACAGUCAUCUUUGAAUUUAGAUUUUUUAUUAGAGAAAUUGAGCUAUCCACACAACCUGUAUUCACUUUAAUUUUGCUAUGCCUUCAGCUUACUUUAUUGUAUGGUAUGUAGAUCCAAAAUAUAGUUUGAGUCAAAUAAAAUUAGAAAAGCU